CGGCGCUUCACCUUCGGUAUUCGCGCGUAAGCUAGCAGCCUUGUGCCGCAGGAUUGCGCGCAAGCUGCUCGAGAAGGCGUCGGGAGUGUGGAGGAAGCCACGCUAGGCGGGGAAACGAAAUGGAGCGACGACCCGAACCUGGACGGAAGGGGUGGCGCUGCCGUAUGCUUACGUGUAUCCCUGAGUGAGCGAGUCAUUGGCCACAACUUGCAUGAAGCACAGACCUACGGUGUGGGUAUGUGCGUGGCAAGCAAAAGACGUUUUGCAUGGAUCUUUGUAUGGAGCACUCGCCCUCCCUUUUGCUUUAGCCGGAAUGGCGAAUGGCGAUGAUUUGGGGGCCGCUCGAUAGCGCUAGGCGCUAGUUCGCAAGUAAGCAAGUGAGUCGCGCCGUCUCCGGGGGGCGUUCCCUGGUCUCACUUUACAGGCAAAAACUUAGCAGGGAAAGGAUCCAUGUGCCGGCUUGGGAGGUCGGUGCGUGCUUCUUCUGGCAAAGCUCGUCCAGAAGUAACCACUGACUGUGGGACGUCGUUCAUGUAUGCGCUGCGUCAUGGCAUACGCAGUGGGUCCGGUGCUCGAGCUUUAGUGACCGAGCCGUUGUGGAGCUUAAGUGCUCCCCGCGCCGGACCUAAAAAACAGGGCUUAUUGCCUCGGCUCGGUCGCUGAUCAGAUCCGCCCUACACUUAUGCAGAGUGCUACAGUGUGUGCGUUUUUGGUCCCCCCUGAACGACGUGCGUGAGUGUGUGGCCCGCACCCAAGUCCGAAAAAACCUAGCCUCAUAACAGCCGCGCCCUUAUGGUAUAGAUCAACUGUUCGCCAUAGAGGAUC
Messenger RNA from Amoebophrya sp. A120, 825 nucleotides. The record is from the annotation of a GenBank genome assembly. Lineage: Eukaryota; Dinophyceae; Syndiniales; Amoebophryaceae.